AACGGGCCACUCUGCCAUUAAUUGGACAAGACGAGAAAUCGUCUCACAGUCUUGAUGAGCCCACGCUGGAGAAAUUAGCGUUAUCGUUCCUUUAGGGCCCAUUGAUGGAUUCUAUCACUAUGCAGUUCCCGAUCCAGCGUGGCUGCACGAUGGACAAAAAGAUACCACUGCCUGACGCUGCCGUCUCGAGCACUGAUGGUUCCAUCUUGGAUGAGACCAUGCAUCAAGACAGUACGCAUACACAGAAAGUAAUAUAUGACAGACCUUCAAAGAUACACGACACCGACGGCUCAAGCAAUCAAGCAUGGGCGGAGGAGAUGACAUAUGUGAUACCCAAUCGUUUAUGGGACCAUGGUCUGACUCUUGACGACAACUUAAAGCCGAAUCGCUCUUUGGGAAGUUUAGUGAGAGAGAAUUAUAAGUCCCGGUGGCGACAUAAAUGGGGGCUGUCUCUGAGAGAUGCUAAGUCGACUGGCGCAAAAGGCACAGCAGAAAAAGUAGGGUAUUCUCCGUUACCGUCAUUGCCAAAACCGGACAACGGUCUAUAUGAAUUCUCCACCAGGGGGGCCUGAGGUGCGGUCAGUUGGACGGAGACUAUCGCCGAGCUGAUGCACCCUGACCUCAGGUUCUUACAAAGAUUCUUCGCAUUCAGUACAUCCGUACUGAACAGGAAGCUACGCACGUGUUUCUGUCAUCGAUUUGCUCUCCUGCUCAUGUAGCCCGCUUGCUCUUGUUCCCUGUCCUUGCUCCGCCCUUCAUCACUGUGCCCAUUUCCUACACCCACAGUCACUAUCUGCAAAGCAAGAAGGCCAGUAUAUGUUGUAACUCCCUGGAACGUAUAUCGCGUUCCCCGACCAUGCUCAACGCAUGGCGGGACAACUG
Messenger RNA from Macroventuria anomochaeta, 882 nucleotides. RefSeq lists its product as uncharacterized. NCBI's taxonomy places the organism in Eukaryota, Fungi, Ascomycota, Dothideomycetes, Pleosporales, Didymellaceae. The record is from RefSeq and is a predicted model, not a curated record. Bases 105 to 572 code for a protein of 155 amino acids. The transcript has a single exon.